Hemiscyllium ocellatum (epaulette shark) is the source of this 5501-nucleotide messenger RNA. RefSeq names its product LHFPL tetraspan subfamily member 2b (gene lhfpl2b). The transcript is spliced from 5 exons. Gene Ontology annotation, cellular component: membrane. The coding region runs from base 586 to 1263 and encodes 225 amino acids. NCBI's taxonomy places the organism in Eukaryota, Metazoa, Chordata, Chondrichthyes, Orectolobiformes, Hemiscylliidae. The record is from RefSeq and is a predicted model, not a curated record.
UUGAGAAGAAGGAGCUGCAGCAGGAGACGGCAUCGACCUGCAGUAACCGAGCCGCCCUCUGUGCAGUUACAGUGGUUCUGUGUUUCAGAAAGAAUACUUUAAACUUUGUGUGAUGUGACUUCUACUGGUGGACGUGAAACAGGCUUUCAGGCCCUGUCUUACCAAACAUGAUCGGACUCUUCGAUCUGAGGGAGGACACCAUUAUCCGUUAACAAGAGGAAGGAGCAAAGGAUCAGAUAAAGGAGGUGUGUCUUUUAUAUAGAUAUGAACAAGAUUGUGGGCAGACCUUGGACCGUCCUCCAGUGAAAUGUAACGUCAUGUGCUGAGCUGCACACUGAUAAAUACACACAAACCCAUUGAAAGUUAGCUGAAGGGAACCAGCCGACAGGAGACAGAAGUCUCUCACCAGUCCUUUGGAUGAACACAGUUAAAGCCCUUGAUUGAAUUAUAAGGAUUCACCUCAUCAGUACGUGCUCAAUCUCAACAGUACUGCUGGACGACAACUUUCACCUUGUUUUUAAAGCUUCAACAUUUCUACUUUUGAGUGGACUGAGGAAAGGGCUUCGCACCAGUUCGGAUGAAACCAUGUGUCAUGUGAUUGUUACUUGCCGCUCGAUGCUGUGGACCCUGCUCAGUAUUGUGGUAGCCUUUGCCGAGCUCAUUGCCUUCAUGAGUUCAGACUGGCUGGUGGGGAGACCGAAGGCGAACAGCAGCCCUGUCCUGGCAAACCGCUCCAACACGUGGAGAGACCCUUACCACCCAAAACUGGGCAUCUACAGCCGCUGCAUCAAACUGCCAACUUUAAAACGAGGGAACCUGUGUGGUCCGUACGCUGACAGCUUCAAUGAAAUUGCCAGUGGAUUUUGGCAAGCGACGGCUAUUUUCCUGGCGACAGGAAUUCUCAUUCUGUGUGCUGUGGCUUUUGUCUCGGUCUUUACCAUGUGUGUGCAGAGUAUUCUGAAGAAAAGCAUUUUUAACAUUUGUGGAUUACUACAGGGAAUUGCAGGUCUCUUCCUAAUUCUUGGUCUGAUCCUUUAUCCUGCUGGAUGGGGUGCUCAGAAGGUGGUGGACUAUUGUGGACCAGAUGUUUCACCUUAUCAGUUAGGUGCCUGUUCUCUGGGCUGGGCCUUUUACACAGCAGUCGGUGGUACUGUCCUUACAUUCCUCUGUGCAGUGCUGUCUGCACAAGCAGAAAUCGCAACAUCCAGUGAUAAAGUGCAGGAAGAGAUCGAAGAAGGGAAAAACCUGAUUUGCUUGCUGUGAGAUAACGUUUCGGGUGCUGUUUAUUCUUUAUGGCAGUCUUAAUCUUUUUUGUUUCGUUUCUGAAAACGGCACCAGGAGUUUUGACAUUUUACUGCCUUCCCACUGAAUUUGAAACUCGGAUAUAUGCAUUUUUGUGGCAUUGAUCUGAAACUCAACUCUACCCAAAGAUUGACAGAACAAGAAAUGCCACACACCAGUCAAUAGCUGCGAUCGCAAGAAAAUUCUGAAUGUUGUCCCUUCGUCCUAGACUGUGUCUUCCACUAGAGGCUGCCUGCUACAAUGGCUCACAAUCCAAUAUGUUUAAAGAGUUGUCAAGGGACAAAGCCUUCUCACAUUACAGCAGAAGCAGAAGAUAUUUUAUGUGCACCUCAACAACGUUGUGUUUAGUUAAAAGCAUCUUUUGAAUUUUUAGAGGGAAGGUAUUUUUCACCGUCCAGUUUGAUUUUCUAUGUGAUUUCCUAUACCCUCUAACAUUAGAGGCCAAAAUUGUUUUGAAAUUGCUGCAAUACAUUUUCAAUUUAGCCAAAACAUUUCACUGAAACAAGGUCCCGGCAAAGAAGAACAGUGCAGCUCAUUGUUUUAUUGAGAAAGAAGUGAUCCAAACUAAUUGUGGAUAAAUUUUUGCGAGGGUGGUAGUCGUAAUACAGGACAGAGGUGGAUGAUUUCACCAGAAGUGAUUGGAGGUCUGCCUCCAUUGGUCCCCCAUCAGUCUGCCAUCUCCAGUCAGCUGAGUAACUCACCAUUGAUAGGCUUUCCUCAAACACGGUAGUGUGGGCCUCACUGCUGAGAGCUGUCGACAAAAGACUGGCAGCUCAUUCUUUUGGCAGUACCACCCAGCAAACAAUGGCCAUUGCGUGGAACAGACAACAGAAACCUAGGAUUUCAAUGCUACACAAGGCCAGAGCACACUGGUAACAGCAGGUUGUAUGAGAUUCAGGUGUCUCAGGAGCAAUGGCUAGGGUUUAGCACUCCACCAGCAGCCUGUCAAAUUGCCAUUAUCUGGUUCUUCAACUGGGCAUUGAGUGCCUUUGAAUGAUGAACCAGUCCCCACCCACCAAGAGAUCACAAGCAACCCACGUGGGUUGGUGGAUGUUUGUUGCCCAUAUAAGGGCAAGGUCUUCACAACUGUCAACAGGACCCUCCUUCCCUUGGCUUUCCCAUCCAAGUCCUUAAUAAGAGUAGAGACAUUGUGGUGUCAGGGUUCACACCUGCCUGACAAAAUGGCCCUCCAUCUCUGUCGGGGAGAGAAUAAAAUGUUGCCCAUUCUAUAUGUUAAGUGUGCUAGACUGCCUUGAAACAUUUUCUAAGAGAUGAGAAAACAGGGGCACGAAACAAUUGAUUCAUAAUACGUGGAAGGUAAAGUUUCAUCAACUUUACUGGUGAAAGGAAGUUUUUCUGAAGCUAUUGUUUAUUACAAGCAUGUUGUAUUGAAACAACAACACCCAAAUGGUAAGGCCUGUUAAAUGACAGCCAUCUCCAUUCAUAACACCUCCCUGUUUCUCUGUUGUGGCUGUCUCGACAAUCAUAAGUACAACUGUGUAACCCAUUCACCUCAGCACACGUCCAUGGUCAGCUGUCAUAUGUCAACGUGGUGCUAACGUUCAGUGAACUGUGAAUCUAUUCUGUUUGAACAGAGCCUUGCUGUUUAUACAAAAUGAUGGCUUAUGCUCGAAACGUCGAAUUCUCUAUUCCUGAGAUGCUGCCUAACCUGCUGUGCUUUGACCAGCAACACAUUUGCAGCUGUGAUCUCCAGCAUCUGCAGACCUCAUUUUUUACUAUACAAAAUGAAACAAGCAGUCAUUACCUAUCACCUGUGCCAAUCAUUCAACAAUGCAUAAUCAUUCUAAUCAUAUUUCCACUUCUGAUGCUGUUUGUGAUCUGUGCAUUCAUGCAUUUGCCAAAGAAAAUGCCUCCUGCACUAUACAUAACUGAGAACCGUUGCACAGUUAAUAUUAUAGGGUAUUGCCAAUUGUCAGUCAUUUUAAGUAAGAUGCAUCAUUUUACCAGCAAUUUUCAAUACAAGUGAACACCAGGAAUGCAGAGUGCCAUUUUCUAUUAAAUUAAACUUUAUGGAACAUUUCAAGCUUAAUCCAGUGCCAGAUUAGAUUUGAGGAGUCAAGUGAAUUGAAUUUCAAGAAUCACCUCCAAAUCAAUGCAUGUGAAACAAUUCCACACCUAUUUGGUAGGGCUAGGUGUGAUACCUUCUAAACCCAUAGACUGUACCACUUUGAAAGUCAAAUGCAAUAGACCUAUGGGAACACUACCACCUACAAGUUCUCCUUGAAGCCACAUGUCAUCUUCACUUGGAAUUCUCCUGCUGUACCUCCACUGUUAGGGGGUCAAAAUUCUGGGACUUCCUUCACACCAGGGACUACCUGCAGCAGACGAACUGCAAUGGUUCAAAAAAGCCUUGCAAGAACACUUUAUCAAGAGCAAUUAGGGAUGGGCAAUAAAUGCUGGACACUUACAUCCCAUAAAAAUAUAGACAAACUAUUCCUCACAAAUGCCAAAAUAAUUUAUUUUGUGAAGCACAUAAAUGGUGCACCUACUUGUUGUCCACCGAAGGCCAUCAAGCAAUGAAAACUGGAAUUAAGGAACGAAAAUAAAAUUUGUGCCAUUCCAAAGCUGGUCAGCCUUGUCUUCCAAACAGCAGUGGCAAAGAUGCAUCAGAAAGCUGCAGGUGGUGCCAACACAGAACUGAACUCUUAUAGGAAUAAAUAGGAUGGACAGACUUUUCCUAAGAUGCUUAGCUUGAUUGUGAAUAAGAAAAAUGAACGGUCUGUGGAAUCUUAUCAUUGUCUGUACCGUUAAACCUGUGUAUUAUUACUAGUUCUUUGUGAUUACAUAAUGACCACAUUUAAAUAAGAAGGGCCAUAAUUUUGGCUGAUGCUCAUUGUUCAGUAACCCAUUGUGUUUAAUGUUACGUGCCAUAGUCUUUUGUAAAAUGUUAACCAUUAUUUAAAAUUAAUACACCGUGUGAGAUAUGUGCAAUAAUUGAUAAAGAAAUUGAAAUUGUUUAUCGUGCAAGUGUGCAUGGGAGGUGAAGUAGUGGUUUUGAUUAGGGCUGAUGGGAUGGGUCUUGUCCAUUUAAAUUUACUGGUGCCAGGACAUACUGCUGGAAUAUUCCUUGUCCAGCAAAAUGUUCACUAUUUCUAAAUAAAUGCAGUGUUACUAAACAAGUGAUCUCGUUGUAUGCUGGGUCACCUCAAAUGGAACAACCAAAUAGCAAGAGUUCCAAGCUCCAGCCAAGACCCAGUCCCUUUUACCAAGUCACCAAAAGUCAUUGUUAGGUUAAAUAGCUAGUGUUCCUGAGAUUGACACUGAAAUUCCUAGCCUCAGUUAUAUCUUGCAGAAGUUGUCAAAGUAAGACCUAGGACCUUCCCUUUGCAAGGUGGGAAGAAUGAUUAGUCUUUUUACUGUGGUGCAUUGUAGGACUUCUAGGGAGCAACAAAGAGCAGCAUUGGUAAUGGUCAGGAACUGUUCAGCCUCUUGAGUCAUUUGUUAUAGACAAUGGUGAAAAUAAAAAUCAAAUUAAUUGGAACAGUAUAAUUUUACUUUGUACCAAACUUAAUACAAAUUUAUAAAACAAACUGGAUAAAGGAUACAACAUUGAACCACUAGCUACAAUCAGUUUUUUUUAAAUGAUAGAUCUCUGCUAUAUCCUUGUUAACCUCAGUAGCAGAAAUCAGGGUCUGCUGCCCUGUUGGGAGCUGAGGUAUAAAUUAAAAUGCAUGCAAUGAAUUUCUAGACAAAGGUUCUUUUCAGCCCUUUUCCUAAACUAUCUGCACACAACUUACACUGUAAUCUUGGACUCUACCAUCAUGAGGAAAUGCCGUGAUUAUUAAAAGGCCGGUUGAAAAGAACAUUUAGUAAGAUUAACUAAUGAAGUUUCCCUGUGUUUCAAAUGAAGAUUUAUUUUUUUAACCCAGCCCCUAAAGCCAAGUUUCAUCAUACAUCAUGACAAUAAGAUGAUUUUUGGGAUAUGAUUUAAAUUAAUUGUGAAACCAAUAACCACUAUUACUAAACUGCUGAGGUGAUUGCAAAUAGUUAACUGUAACCAAAGCUGUCACUUCUGGAAAUCGGGUCUAGCUAUUUAGCUGCAGGACCCAGCUAGCAAUUUAAACUAUUACUGACCUAGUGAGAAUUCAGCAAUGCUGUAAGUAUUUCCUUGAUGUUUCCAAAAUGCUGAAGAUUGGAGUGCAAAAAUCACUUAUUAAAGCUGUUUGUGUUUCAUACUA